AGGAGUGACUUUGGACAUCGUGACAGCGCUGACGUUUUUGGGGCUCUAUCAGGAGGUGGCUUCAAGUACUCAAAAUGCAACUGGGAAUAGUCGUGUUCACGUUAUUCCUUGGUCUUUGCUAUGCAGAAGAUAUCAACUACGUACAAGUAAAUGCAACGGAGUGUCCUGACAACAAUCGCAAAUACGCAUACCUCGGUAUUGAGAAUUGUUCGUCGGAACCCUGCCAAUUUUUUUUGGGAAGCAAGAUAAGAGUGAAGUUCAUGUCCGUGAAUUACGCAAAUUUUCGUGUGGGCGUUGGAAUAUAUGCCUACUUCAACACGACAAAUAAGAACGUAACAACUAGGUGGAUAAUCCGCACAGAUUGCAAAACCCCAGGAACAAAUCACAUAUGCUGGGCAAAUCGACAUGAGACAGUUAAAGGCACAGUGGACAUCAAUCUCCCCUAUGACAAAGAUUUCAUGGGCAAAGGACCAAUGCGCCUCGACAACUUCAACCUUGGCUGUGGCAUAAUACCUGUAUGGAUACGGGACCCAUGCAGCAAGCGGCAUGACCAAGGCAAAGCAUACUGCCCCACAACCCAAGAGGGGAAAAUCUAAAAUAAAUGGCGAUCGCAAUGCAAUAAACGCCGCAAUCACUGCAGGA
Molecule: messenger RNA, 642 nt
Organism: Ornithodoros turicata
Lineage: Eukaryota; Metazoa; Arthropoda; Arachnida; Ixodida; Argasidae
Exons: 4
Coding region: 75-596 (173 amino acids)
Source: RefSeq, a predicted model, not a curated record